CAGAGGGGGAGAAAUGGUCGGAGUGCUGUGCUAGGAGCAGUAAAGCUAGCUGAAAAAUUCCUGCAUUUGGCUUUAUUGUUAUGCUACCCCCUACAAAUCUGUAUAGGCAACAAAACAAGUCAUAGCCCCCCCCCACCCCCAUACACCUCCAAGUUCCCCAGUGUCCCAGCAGUAGCUCUCCUCCCUCCCCCGACUCUACAUACACCUGUGCAAUGUCCGGGCAGCAGUAGGUGCAGAGGAGUGUGUCAUACAAGCAGAAUUUCCUACUCCCAAACCGUCCCGAACCAGGAAGUGACUGUAAAGUCUUCACGCUCCUCUCCUGAUAGCAACACGUCCCCGCCUGCUCAUGGCACUGCCUGCAGCGGAGUCCCCCUGGGGGCACAACUGAUGGCUGGAGAAAUGCACAUCCUGACCAUAUUAGACCAUCUGCCCUGGAACUCCACCUCUGCGGAGCAAGGGGCCAGAAAUGGGUCCCAAUCCAACAUUUGGUACAAUACAAACAAGACUCAGCUCUUGGGUGUUUUGCUGGCAAUCACUGGAAAUUUUCUGAUUAGUAUCUCUUUGAAUAUCCAGAAAUAUGCUCAUCUCCGACUGGCAUGCCAAGCAAAUCAAAAGCCCUAUUACACAAGCAAGCUGUGGUGGUGUGGAAUUAUCCUCAUGGGGCUUGGAGAGCUGGGAAACGCUGCAGCUUAUGGAUUUGCUCCAGCCACCCUUAUAGCUCCAUUAGGAUGUGUAUCCGUCAUAGGUAGUGCGUUUAUUUCUGUCUUAUUCCUAAAAGAAACCAUGAGGGCUGCUGAUAUGUUAGGUGGAACCCUGACAAUUGCAGGAACAUAUUUGUUGGUGACAUUCGCUCCAAAUGUAACCCAGGAGCUCACGGCAACUAAAAUACAGAAUUAUUUAAUUAGCUGGCAGUUUCUGAUCUAUGUGAUCUUAGAAAUAAUAAUAUUCUGCAUUCUUCUGUAUUUCUACAAAAGAAAGGAUGUGAAGCACAUCGUGGUUUUGUUAAUGAUGGUAGCACUACUAGCAUCAUUGACGAUCAUUUCAGUAAAGGCUGUGGCAGGCAUGAUAACAUUCUCUGCAAAGGGCAAAAUGCAGCUAACAUACCCCAUUUUCUAUAUCAUGUUCAUUACAAUGGUGACAUCUUGUGUUUUCCAAGUCAAGUUCUUAAAUCAAUCUAUGCAGCUCUACAAUGCAACAGUCGUGGUGCCGAUUAACUUUGUGUUCUUCACAACCAGCGCCAUCAUUGCAGGGGUCAUAUUUUAUCAGGAAUUCCAAGGUGCAUCUUUGCUGAGUGUGUUCAUGUUUCUAUUCGGGUGUCUUCUGUCAUUUCUUGGCGUGUUUGUAAUCACACGAAAUCGAGAAGAGGAGCAUUUGCAAGUUCCUUAUAUUGAUUGCGGACACAUUCCUGGGAAAAAAGAGAUUGACAAAAUACAGCCGGAUUCAAACAGCUUAUCCUAUGGCACUUUGCAUGAUGAAGAUGACUGGACGAGUGCUCAGAGCUAAGAGCAGCUUCAAUUCCAGUGAACAAGAGGAACUCUCUAUUCAUUGACAUCAUAUUCAUCACCCCAUGUUGAUUGCAUAUAUUCAGUGUGUGUGUCAUGUUGUUUUAUGUUGAGAACCCUUAGUGUUAUUUAAGUAUCCUUAAAUAUCCCCUGCCUAUCACAAAUGUGUUACGAUUAGCACAAAUGUGUUACGAAUAGCAAGGAGGGCUGUUAAGCUAGUAACCAUUAAAUGGAGCUGGACAUUU
Molecule: messenger RNA, 1747 nt
Organism: Chrysemys picta bellii (western painted turtle)
Lineage: Eukaryota; Metazoa; Chordata; Testudines; Emydidae
Gene: NIPAL2
Product: NIPA like domain containing 2
Biological process (GO): magnesium ion transport
Cellular component (GO): membrane
Molecular function (GO): magnesium ion transmembrane transporter activity
Source: RefSeq, a predicted model, not a curated record